This is a messenger RNA of Rhipicephalus microplus (southern cattle tick), 1323 nucleotides long. RefSeq lists its product as uncharacterized. The record is from RefSeq and is a predicted model, not a curated record. Lineage: Eukaryota; Metazoa; Arthropoda; Arachnida; Ixodida; Ixodidae.
AUGGCUGUUGACGCGCUCGGCGUCAUCCUCGCGUCUCUCAAGCACAACCAAUCACUGCAGGAGCUUUCGCUGGACGGUUCGGUUGACUUCUUGCGUGAAACACUGUGGGACGGCCUUCAAGCCCUGCGGGACAACAGGGCGCUCAAACGACUCGAAAUUAAGGACUGCCACUUUUCGAACAGCUGUGCAAUUGUUAUGGCUCAAGUGCUGAGGCAUAACAGUGCCCUCGAAGAACUUUCGCUUUACAUGAACUCUUUCAGUGAUCUCGGAGCGCGAGCGCUUGCUAAGACCCUUCAGGAGAGCUCUUCCUUGAAGCGUCUCGACGUCUCGUACUGCCGGCUGACUAGCAACGUCGUGCCAAGCCUAGCCCGCAACAAGAGUAUCUGCGAGGCCGAAUUUCUCCAGACUCUCCGAACUCCGGGAGAGAUUAAGGCUCUCCAAGCGGUGCUGCUAGUCAAUCGAAGCUUGCACCGCCUCAAGUUCAGUUACGAUAAUCUUCCCAGCAAGGCGCCGGCUAUGCUUGCCCGUGCUCUGGAGAACAACUUUGUGUUCCUGACGCUGGAAUUCGAAUACCAGCACACGGAGACCGACAUGCACCCGGUAGUGAAGGCGCUCAACAGGAACCGAUCACUUCUGAACAGAGCGGUCGAAUGUGUCUUGGACGCUGCUAGGGAUGAACAGUCGACGCGAGCUCUUCGUCUUCUCUCCGCCACCGACUCGCUUCUGGACGCUGUCAGCGUGGCUUCGGGAAAAAGUCCCGUCAGCAGAGGUGCCGAUGACGACGUCGGAAAUAACGACAUCAGUGGUGGUGGAGGCGGGGCUGCAGGCGGAGGUGGAGGCGGCGGAGGCAGGUCGUUUCCACCACCAGAACCACGACGAAAACCCAUCGUACCUAGACCAACGCGUGUUCACCCGUCACCUGUACAGCCGCCACCUGUCACAACACCAGCGCAGCCUCCUGUUGGACCCGAUCCUGUUGGACCGCAACCACCACCACCGCCCCGGCCACCUACGGCCCCGCCUCCACCACCACCAACGGGGCGCCCCCGGCCACCCCUUCCACCGCCACCGCAGCCACCGCCGCCUCCACCACCUCCCCGCCAAACCUCCACCAAUGAACUCGUGUGCACGAUCGGCACGUACGCCGUCGUUCCGGCAAUGCUGCCCCCUGACGGCCUGUGUGACUACAUGUACUUCUGCCACGUGGUGGUGUCCAAGAACAAGGUGUACGCCGACCGCCUAGACUUCAGCUGGGACGUCUUCAAAGCGGAGAUGAAGAAGCGCGACAAGACAGGCGCCGGCAUCGGGUUCGACAGCCGGUGA